GAGGGUGGCUCAGGAGGCAGCGGGAGGGGAUGGUGUGUAUCGCGGAGGCGGUGGCCGCUCCGGCUCCUCCACCGCCCCCCGCCUUCGCUGUGGAUCUGACCAGGGCCCCCCGGCCCGCACAGAUAUGAGGCAUCUAUUAGCAAGCUAAAAUUGACUGAACCAUGGCUCAGUUUCCAACACCUUUUGGGGGCAACCUGGAUAUCUGGGCCAUAACUGUGGAAGAGAGAGCUAAACAUGAUCAGCAGUUCCAUAGUCUGAAACCAACAUCUGGAUUUAUCACUGGUGAUCAAGCUAGAAACUUUUUUUUCCAAUCUGGAUUACCUCAACCGGUGUUAGCACAAAUAUGGGCACUGGCUGACAUGAACAACGAUGGGAGGAUGGACCAGAUGGAGUUUUCUAUUGCUAUGAAACUUAUCAAACUAAAACUACAAGGUUAUCAGCUCCCCUCUGCACUCCCUUCUGCCAUGAAGCAGCCUCCCAUUGCUAUUCCUGGUGCACCAGGGUUUGGUAUUGGGGGCAUUGUCAGCAUGCCAUCUCUUACAGCUGUAGCCCCAGUACCAAUGGCGUCCAUUCCAGUAGUAGGAAUGUCUCCACCUUUAGUAUCUUCUGUUCAUACAGCAGCAGUGCCUCCCCUGGCUAAUGGAGCUCCUGCUGUUAUACAACCUCUGCCUGCUUUUGCUCAUCCUGCCACAUUGCCAAAGAGUUCUUCGUUUAGUAGAUCUGGACCUGGGUCACAGUUAAACGCUAAACUGCAAAAGGCACAAUCAUUUGAUGUGGCUAGUGUGCCUCCUGUAGCAGAAUGGGCUGUUCCUCAGUCAUCAAGACUGAAAUAUAGGCAGCUGUUCAAUAGCCAUGACAAAAUGAUGAGUGGACACUUAACAGGUCCACAAGCAAGAACUAUCCUUAUGCAAUCAAGUUUACCACAGGCUCAGUUGGCUACAAUAUGGAAUCUUUCGGAUAUUGACCAAGAUGGAAAACUUACAGCAGAAGAGUUUAUUCUGGCUAUGCACUUAAUUGAUGUGGCCAUGUCUGGACAACCAUUGCCACCUGUACUGCCUCCAGAAUAUAUUCCACCUUCAUUUAGAAGAGUACGCUCUGGCAGUGGCAUCUCUGUGAUAAGCUCAGUAUCUGUAGACCAAAGGUUGCCAGAAGAACCAGUGUUGGAAGAAGAACAGCAACAAUUGGAAAAGAAAUUGCCAGUUACGUUUGAAGAUAAAAAACGUGAGAACUUUGAACGUGGCAAUCUGGAGCUUGAAAAGCGGAGGCAGGCCCUUCUGGAGCAGCAGCGCAAAGAGCAAGAGCGGCUAGCACAACUGGAACGGGCAGAGCAGGAAAGGAAAGAACGCGAACGACAGGAGCAAGAACGUAAAAGACAACUGGAGCUAGAAAAGCAAUUAGAAAAACAACGCGAAUUGGAACGUCAGAGAGAAGAAGAAAGGCGGAAAGAAAUAGAAAGGCGUGAGGCUGCAAAAAGGGAACUUGAAAGGCAAAGACAACUUGAGUGGGAGCGUAAUCGUCGGCAAGAACUACUAAAUCAAAGGAACAAAGAACAAGAGGACAUAGUUGUGCUGAAGGCAAAGAAGAAGACUUUAGAAUUUGAGUUGGAAGCUCUAAAUGAUAAAAAACAUCAGCUGGAGGGAAAGCUUCAGGAUAUCAGGUGUCGAUUGUCUAUCCAAAGACAUGAAAUUGAGAGCACAAACAAAUCUAGAGAACUGAGAAUUGCAGAAAUUACACAUUUGCAACAGCAGUUACAGGAGUCGCAGCAGAUGCUUGGAAGGUUGAUUCCAGAAAAACAGUUACUCAAUGACCAACUGAAACAAGUUCAGCAGAACAGUUUGCACAGAGAUUCUCUUCUUACUAUCAAAAGAGCCUUAGAAGCCAAGGAAUUAGUACGCCAGCAGCUUCGAGACCAACUAGAUGAAGUAGAAAAAGAAACCAGAUCAAAACUUCAGGAGAUUGAUAUUUUCAAUAAUCAACUGAAGGAGCUGAGAGAGAUACAUAACAAGCAGCAGCUUCAGAAGCAAAAGAACUUAGAAGUUGAGAGGUUGAAACAGAAGGAGCAAGAGAGGAAGACGGUAGAACUGGAAAAGCAAAAAGAAACCCAAAGACGAAUCCAGGAAAGGGAUAAACAGUGGCUUGAUCGAGUGCAACAGGAGGAAGAGUACCAGCGGCAAAAAAAACUUCAGGAAGAAGAAAAGCCAAAAAGGGAAGAAAUAAUCAAGAAGACAGACAGUGAGGAUAAGGGCAAACAGGAAAUGCAAGAUAAACUGAAUAAGCUUUUCCAUCAACAUCAAGAGCCAGCCAAGCCAGCCAUCCAGGCGCCCUGGUCAAGUGCAGAAAAAGCUCCACUAACUAUUUCUGCUCAGGAGGAUGUAAAAAUAGUAUAUUAUCGGGCAUUGUAUCCUUUUGAAGCCAGAAGCCAUGAUGAAAUCACUAUUCAGCCAGGUGACAUAGUCAUGGUGGAUGAAAGCCAGACUGGAGAACCUGGGUGGCUUGGAGGAGAACUGAAGGGAAAGACUGGAUGGUUCCCUGCAAACUAUGCAGAGAAAAUACCUGACAACGAAGUUCCAACCUCUGUGAAACCAGUAGUUGACACUACUGUUGCACCUAAAGUUUCUUUGCGUGAAACACCCCCAACUCCAGCAGCUCCAGCUCCAACAGAAUCUACUGCAACCACCAACAACUGGGCUGACUUCAGUUCAACGUGGCCGACCAGCACUAGUGAGAAACCAGAGACUGAUAAUUGGGAUGCUUGGGCAGUUCAACCGUCUCUGACUGUUCCAAGUGCAGGGCAGGUGAGGCAGAGAUCAGCCUUCACCCCAGCCACUGUUACCGGAUCAUCGCCUUCUCCUGUCCUGGGGCAGGGUGAAAAAGUAGAGGGCCUUCAAGCACAGGCCUUGUAUCCUUGGAGAGCCAAAAAAGACAACCACCUCAAUUUUAACAAAAAUGAUAUCAUCACAGUUCUGGAACAGCAAGACAUGUGGUGGUUUGGAGAGGUCCAAGGUCAAAAGGGAUGGUUUCCCAAAUCAUAUGUGAAACUCAUUUCAGGCCCCAUAAGAAAGUCGACAAGCAUGGAUUCUGGUUCUUCAGAAAGUCCUGCUAGUCUAAAGAGAGUAACAUCACCAGCAACUAAACCGUCUAUGUCAGGCGAAGAAUAUAUUGCCAUGUACACAUAUGAGAGUUCGGAACAAGGAGACUUAAUCUUUCAACAAGGAGAUAUGAUUCUUGUGACAAAAAAAGAUGGUGACUGGUGGACAGGAACAUUGGGUGACAAAUCUGGAGUCUUUCCUUCUAAUUAUGUGAGACUGAAAGAUUCUGAGGUCCCUGGAACUGCUGGAAAAACAGGAAGUUUAGGGAAGAAACCUGAAAUUGCCCAAGUUAUUGCCUCUUACACAGCAACAGGACCUGAACAACUUACCCUGGCUCCUGGUCAACUGAUACUCAUCAGAAAGAAGAAUCCAGGUGGAUGGUGGGAGGGAGAGCUCCAAGCACGAGGGAAAAAACGACAGAUAGGAUGGUUCCCUGCUAACUAUGUAAAACUUUUAAGUCCUGGUACCAGUAAAACUACACCAACCGAGCCACCUAAAUCAACAGUAUUACCUUCUGUGUGCCAAGUAAUUGGCAUGUAUGACUACACUGCACAGAAUGACGAUGAACUGGCAUUCAACAAAGGCCAGAUCAUAAACGUCCUGAACAAGGACGACCCAGAUUGGUGGAAAGGAGAAGUGAAUGGACAAGUGGGUCUCUUCCCAUCCAACUAUGUGAAACUGACGACAGAUAUGGACCCAAGCCAGCAAUGAAUCAUAUGUUGUCCAUCCCCCACUCAGGCUUGAAAGUCCUCAAAGAGACCCACUAUCCCAUAUCACUGCCCAGAGGGAUGAUGGGAGAUGCAGCCUUGAUCAUGUGACUUCCAGCAUGAUCAUCUACUGCCUUCUGAGUAGAAGAACACACUGCAGAGCAGUUUACCUCAUUUUACAUUAGUUGCAUGUAAUCGCAAUGUUUGAGUUAAUUAUCUACAGAUAUAGAAGCAAAAUUACAAAAAAAAAGAAAAAAAAAUACACAGGAUAGUGGGUCCUUUUGUGGCUUUCAUAGUUACCAAACUAAUUUUUUCCACCUUUGCACAGGUGCUUUCAGUAGUUUUACAAAUAAUUUUAAAUGUGUAUUUUAGCCUUUUAAAGGAAAAGAAUAAAUAAAAUUUCUGCAAUGCAAUUUUGUUCUUGCAAAAAGACCCACUAUCAAGGAAUGCUGCAUGUGCUAUUAAAAUUGUUCCAAAUGUCCAUAAAUCUGAGAUUUUAUGUAUCUUUUUUUAUUUUUCACUUGUCCAGUGUUAUCAAUGUCUUGUUUUUUUCUAUUACAAAAGAACAGAAGGAGUUAAAUCAGUUUAAAGAACUUUAACACAUGCCCAAUUGGUAUUUUGUUCCAGUUCUUAUACUGUUUGUAUCAGGUGUUCCUUGUUGAGUGUGUAAUACAUUGUGGACAGAAGAAAUUAAUUUCCUUCCAAUGCAAGAGAUACUAUCCUUGCAUAAUGCUGUAAUCCUUAUUGCAUUAAUUUUAUUUUGCACGGUUAUUUGUAGCUACAGUAAGAAAGCAUCUUUGUUUUGUUUGUCUCAGAUUUGUGUGGUUUUUGCAUUUUCAUAUCUGAAAUCAGUAGAAUACUACAUUCAUGUGGUCUUUGAGAAUUAACAUGACUUUUUUUUUUUUUUUUCAACCUGUUACAUGAAGUUUUAUUACCAUUGUUACUUUUACAUGACUAUGGAACAUCAUCUUUUGAACAAGUAAUUAUCUUGACAAGAAAGAAUGUAUAGAAAUAUCUCCCUGCAAUUAAUUUCCAAUGUUUACAUUUUUUAACUAGACUGUGGAAUUUAUACAAAUUAAUAUUAAAUGGAGCUUACAGUCAAGUUUAUGUAGUAGAUGUGCUGUAGCCUAAGCCAUGUUUGUCUUUCAAACAUUAGUUAUAAGCUCUUAAUGAAAUGCCUGGUGCUCUCUGCACCCGGGGGGAAAAGAACCAUGCCUCAAGCACAAUAUAGCCGUUCUACUAAUGACUUUAACAUUUAGUCAUGUUCUGUUCAUGUAUUUCUAAAUUUCAUGCUGGCGGUGUCGUAGAGUUCCUUCCUUACCCCUCCCCCCUUUUCAUGUGGUGCAAAGAACAAGUGAAGCUCCUUAUUCAAUUGCACUUCAGUAUUUUCAUUGAUAUGAAUGUAAAAUAUAUAAAUAUAUAAAACCUGCAGCUUUAACAACUGUAAUACAGCCUUUACAAUUAGUCACAUGUAUAGAUAAUUAAAUUCUUCGUAUAAAAAGCUA
Emys orbicularis (European pond turtle) is the source of this 5301-nucleotide messenger RNA. RefSeq names its product intersectin 1 (gene ITSN1). Gene Ontology annotation, biological process: endosomal transport; clathrin-dependent synaptic vesicle endocytosis. NCBI's taxonomy places the organism in Eukaryota, Metazoa, Chordata, Testudines, Emydidae. Gene Ontology annotation, molecular function: calcium ion binding; protein binding; molecular adaptor activity. Gene Ontology annotation, cellular component: intracellular vesicle; plasma membrane; presynaptic membrane. The record is from RefSeq and is a predicted model, not a curated record. The transcript is spliced from 29 exons. Bases 162 to 3800 code for a protein of 1212 amino acids.